CACAAACGUUCAGUUAUCAGUAGAAUAAGGAAUUAUCUAACAAAAUGUUUUUCAAAAUUGUAAUUGCCUUGGUUCUUGUCGCUGUCGCCUCUGCCAGCCACUAUGAACAUAACGAAGAGCAUCAUGCUCCAACUCCAUACAAAUUCGGUUAUGAAGUGAAGGAUCAUGAAGGCUCACAACAUAGACAUGAGGAAGGAGAUGGUCAUGGCCAUGUUAGAGGCAGCUAUGGAUACGUUGACCAUAAAGGCAUUCACCGAGAAGUCCACUACGUUGCUGACAAAGGUGGUUUUCGUGCCGAGGUCAAGACCAACGAACCAGGAACAGCCAAUCAGGAUCCCGCUCAAGUCAAAAUCCAUUCUGAUGCAUCCUAUCAUCAUCAUCACGAGCCUCAUCAUGUGCAUCAUAAUAUUCAUGGUCAUCACGGUCAUGGUUACGCUUAAAAUGGCUUUCGUUAAUUGAUGAAGUGGUAUAUUCUAGCUGCAGCUGCAAAUAUUCUAAACAUUUAUAUUUGGUGAUAUAAAUUUUACUAGAAGCUACUUCAUAUUUAAAAAAUUGCAUUUUGAGAAAUUUGAUGCAUUAUCGGCAAUAUCAAAACAAUGAUAGUUAUGUCUAAUUUCUUUAAAAAAUUCCUUGUUUAAAAAAAUUAGAAUUAGUCAAAAUAAUUUACAUGAUAUAGAACUAAUUGAAAAUUUGAGAGCAUAAUUUUGUAAUAUGAAAUGAGUACAAAAUAGUUUUUAAAACAUAUCUGCCAAAUUGCAUCAAAUGAGAAUGGUCACUUUCAGAACAACAAAUAUUAUCAUAGCAAAUCAAUUCUGAGAUAAUUUACGAUUCUUAUCGAGGAAUAAAUUUUGUUACUUUGAAAAGCAAGCUUAAUUCUAAGGAUUAAUUAGUACAGUUUAAUCUUUAUGAGUUACAAAUAAAUGCUUAUAAAUAUCUGUUCUGUAUAUGCUAUACAAAUCACAUUAUUCGCAAUUUAAAGUAAUUGGAGAUAUUUAAAAACAAUUUAUAGAUUGCUUUUAUUUGCCUUAAACUUCUACUGUAUAAUAAGAAUAUCCCACUUCAAUCAAGCCAAUAUGAUUUAAUGUGUGUCAAACUGGGCUAGUCACAGUUUCAUGGUCUUUUACUAUUUAUUUCUGUACACUUAGUACAAAACUUCAUUCAUCAGUGAGGGUUCUUUAUUCUGUUUCUGUAUAUUCUUGUUACAUGAUAC
Argiope bruennichi is the source of this 1210-nucleotide messenger RNA. Its product is annotated as cuticle protein 10.9-like. Lineage: Eukaryota; Metazoa; Arthropoda; Arachnida; Araneae; Araneidae. Gene Ontology annotation, molecular function: structural constituent of chitin-based larval cuticle. The record is from RefSeq and is a predicted model, not a curated record. The coding region runs from base 45 to 440 and encodes 131 amino acids. Gene Ontology annotation, cellular component: chitin-based extracellular matrix. The transcript is spliced from 3 exons.